AUGGAGCUAGCAACAGACUUGAGGGGACUAUCGAUCCUCAACCCUUCCCCCGAACUUCUUCGGGGACCGGCACUCUUGCAUGAUUUGGUGGCGCUGUCGAGUAACGAUGGUGCGCCGGCGGUAGAUUACCGCUCAGAUGUCGGCGAUAGAUCAUCCCUCUCUUAUUCUGAGUUGCAUACCGCCGCAGCGGCCUUAGCUGCGCGUAUAUCCGAUAUCCUGUACUCUUUACCUCCGCCAGACGCCGGCGAGAGUCUCGUCAUUCCCAUUCUUCUGCCGCAGUCACCUGCUCUCUAUAUUGGUCUCCUCGCGAUUUUAAAGGCCGGCGCCGCCUUUUGCCCCCUAAGCCUCAACACCCCCCAUGACCGUCUCAGGUUCAUAUUGAAGGAUAUCCGUGCGAAAAUCGUCAUAACUGACCUUCAAUCUGAGUCGAAACUGCCGGUAGAUGGGGAUGCGUAUAGAAUUCUGGUAAUCGACAAACCGCCGGAUGAUUCAAUACGUGAAGAGGCCCGGUCGACUUUUGACACAAUACCCGAAGCCGAAGAUCUAGCAUAUGUUAUGUAUACGUCCGGUUCGACGGGUUUGCCCAAGGGUGUCGGCGUCUCUCAUAUCGCUGUCACGCAGAGCUUGCUCGCUCACGACCGCCACAUCCCGGCGUUUGCCCGGUUCCUUCAAUUCGCGGCGCCUACCUUCGACGUGUCCGUGUUUGAGAUCUUCUUCCCCCUCUUUCGCGGUCGCACCCUCGUGUGUUGCGACCGCGCAGAUAUGCUGACAGACCUCCCUCGUAUUUUAAGGGAAAUGCAAAUAGAUGCUUGCGAGCUGACACCUUCAGUUGCCGGCAGUCUUCUGAAAAAGAGAAGUAACGCGCCAAGCUUGCGGCUGUUGCUGACAAUCGGCGAGAUGCUUACUGAACCCGUUAUUCGGGAAUUCGGGGGCGAUGAGAAUCAAGAAAGCUUGCUCUGGGGGAUGUAUGGCCCUACGGAAGCAACCAUUCACUGCACGCUACAGCCUUCGUUCUUAAAAACGUUUACCAUAAAUAAUAUCGGGGUCCCUCUCGGCACUGUCUCGGCCUUCAUAAUAGACGCAGAUACGACCGAUUUCCGAGUGCUUCCUAUCGAGCAUUCCGGAGAGCUUGCCGUCGGGGGCCUGCAGAUUGCCUCGGGCUACAUCAAUCGACCAAAGCAGACAUCGGCAGCUUUCGUCGAUACACGAUGGGGCCGAAUCUAUAGAACUGGUGACAAGGCCAGGAUGUUACAAGACGGCACUAUCGAAUGUCUCGGAAGAAUAGGGGGUGGACAAGUAAAGCUAAACGGGCAGAGGAUAGAACUGGGAGAGGUUGAGCAUGCCCUUCUACGCACGCCGGGAUGCCACAGUGCUUUCGCCACUGUUAUUGCCAAUGUUUUGGUGGCUUUUGCGGCAGUCGAAGAAAGCUCUGAAGCUGCGAGAAUUCGUUUGACAAUCCUUUCCCAAUGCAGGUCUUGGUUGCCGGCAUUUAUGAUCCCUGCUGAUGUCAAGAUAAUGAAUCAUUUCCCUCUGUUACCUUCAGGUAAAGUUGAUAAGAAAACGUUGAUCGAGUAUUAUGAGGCGGUGGCUACUCAUGAUCCGGAUGCGGAGGAGAUGUUCCACGAUUCUCUAGAGGUUCAACUAUGCGAGAUUGCUGGGGCGAUUCUCGGACGACCUGUCGCUCCGUCAACUCGUCUACCCUCCUUAGGUUUAGAUUCGUUGUCGGCGAUUGAAUAUGCAUCAAUGAUUCGAGCCGUCGGAGUUGCUGUCAGCCCCGCCGAUAUUUUGGAUUCGUUGACUGUUCGAGAGCUGUCGCGCCUCAUCGGCGGCCGGCGCGAUGUGACGAAUGCGCUUAGUUCGGAUGAAGGCUCCCUAGCUUUGGAUCAUCCAGAGCGACAUUUGAAUCUCUUAACAGACGACUGCGUGAUGCGGUCACAUCUGGAUGACGUCGAGCGCGUGGAAACGUGCAGCCCUCUUCAGGAAGCAAUGGUUGCGGAAACCCUAAAAGAUGCGAGAUUAUAUAUCAAUCAAACGGAACUUCGCUUCCCAAGCCAUCUCGCUAUCGAAUCGAUUAAGUCCUGGUUCCUGGCUCUGGCCCAACGCAACGAAAUUCUACGUACCGGGUUCUCGCAUCUAAAUAAUAAACUCUACCAAGUAAUCUGGAAACAGCUUAGGGAAGAUCAAGUUGACGUUCUCGAUCACGCUCGCCCUUUUCAAUGUGUCGAAGUCGAACAUUUUCUCCGUCAUCCGUUCAAGCUUGAUAUUAUUCCCGGCAAAUCCGUAACGGACUACCACACUGUAAUGAUGACCGUCCACCAUUCGAUAUAUGACGGAUGGACUAUAGACAUGCUAAUCGAAGAUCUUUCGUUGUUGGCACGCGGCCGGCUACCGAUCGACAGGCCUCAGUUUAGACAGGUAUCCUGUUAUUUCACUGCAGUCCCGGAAACCGACAUGAUGAACGCUAGAGAAUUUUGGGCGGAGCAUCUCCGCGGACACACCCCUCCAGCUCUGCCUAACUUUAGAACUACAGCUGUGCUAGAAUCUCAGAUUAGAACAGUGCGCAGGGAGAUCGGGUUGAACCCUGCGGUGGCGCGGGAUUUCGCUCUGGGAGCGACCAUCGGUCCUCAGGUCCUAUUCCAAGCCUGCCUAAUGUGGCUUUGGGGGGCGGUUUGUGGCGCCGAUGAUGUGACGAUCGGUUCCGUAUCAUCCGGCCGCACUCUUCCAAUAGCUGGCAUCGAGAAGGUGAUGGGACCUUGCGUGACUACGCUUCCCUUAAGAAUUAUUCCCAGUAGAUACACCACCAUUACCGAGCUCUUGCAGGGGAUUCACGCCAUCAACCGGGAGACCCUUAGAUAUGGCAGUCUUCCUCUUGCGGAAAUCAAGCGGGCAGCUGGAAUCCCUCUCUCUCAGAAACCAUUUGACAUCAUAUUCGCUUAUCAGGAAUCCCUUGUUAGCCGCAGACAGGGCGAUAAUAUCGUUUACGAGAGUUCACAUCAAGACGCGGUAGAAGCCAAGCUCCUUAUUGAGAUUUUGCCGUUAGAAAGCCAUUAUUCGUGCCAGAUCACGUGGCACUCGGACGCCUUUUCGGAGCUACAGGUAGACAACUUAUUUCGACACCUAAACUAUCUAGUCAAUUACUUUACCACAAACUACAAUGAGCCGCUGGGAGGUAUCUCGCGAAGCUUUCCGCCUGAAAGACUAUCUAUUUACAACGAGAAGCCGAAGCGCCUCAAGCUGCUACGGAGCUUAUCAGGGCUCGUAGAGAGAUCGGCCUCGACGUUUCCAACUCACGAUGCUCUAUGUUUCACAUCUACCAUCGGCGUUUCUGGUAUAGAGGCGCGCGUCUUGACAUAUGAAGAGUUGAACUCCCAAGCAAACCGGAUAGCUAGAUACCUUCGAGGAUCCGGGGUAGUCGGCGGUGGGGUGAUCGCGCUCGUAAUGGAGAAGUCGAUAUUGAUGUAUUGCACUAUACUCGGGAUCUUGAAAUCCGGUUGCGCAUAUCUUCCCAUACUUCCCAGCACCCCACUUCACAGGAUACGACUGAUUCUCGAGCAGGCUCGAACUAGAAUUUGUCUCAUCGAUAGAUCUUCUCCUCUGCAGCCAGUUGAGAACGCUCCGUGCUCGAUCAUCGAUGUCUCUUGCUUGUCGUUUGCCAAAUAUUCCGACUCCAACUUUGAAAUUCCCGAGAACGUGUCCGACCUCGCCUAUGUCAUUUACACCAGCGGAACUACGGGCGCCCCGAAAGGGGUCUCGGUUACGAAUGCGAACAUAUUGAGCAAUAUCGAAGUCCUAUCCCGGAUCUAUCCUCACGAACCUUCCGACCGGAUGCUACAAGCUUGUUCUCAAGCCUUCGACAUGUCCGUAUUCGAAAUAUUCUUCUCGUGGGGGACCGGCAUGUGCCUAUGCUCUGCUGCCGACGAUGCCCUGUUUGGGGAUCUCGAAAACAUUAUACGAGCGCUUCGCGUAACCCAUCUUGGCGUGACGGUUACCGUCGCCUCGCUGCUAGAACCAGGUCGAGUGCCUAGCGUCAAGUUCUUAGUCGCAGCCGGUGAGCCGAUGACCGACAAGGUGUUGGAAACAUGGGCGGAUCAACUCUGGCAAGGGUACGGUCCUUCGGAGACCACAAAUAUAUGCACCGUAAGGAAAGUAUCGCGAGGAGAUUCGUCGCAGUAUUUAGGAUGGUCUUUCGAAAAUACUUCAACUUUCGUUUUCUCGCUAGGCACGGAAGAACUAGUCCCUCUCGGCUGUGUAGGUGAGCUAUGUUUUGGGGGCGAUCAGGUGGCCGCAGGCUACUUGGAGAUGCCCGAACUGACGGCGGCGAAGUUCUUUGACCACCGUGAGUAUGGUCGCUUAUAUCGAUCCGGAGAUCUUGGACGCAUGCUUCCCGACGGCUCUUUAAUCAUUCUCGGACGGAUAGAUAGCCAGGUAAAACUCCGUGGACUCAGGAUCGAGCUUCAAGAGAUACAAGCAAUCACCCUAAGGAGUGGAUUUGCAAGCUCUUGCACAAACGUGCUUGUCACCGUUAGGCAUACUUCGUCUCAACAAUUGGCACUGUUCUAUGUUCCUGCAGGCUACGAAUCUACUAGAUUUAGUUUCUUACCCAUCACGGACUCAACAAAACAGGGAAUUGCCAUGAUACGUCAGGAACUAGGAGCUAUCCUACCAGGUUACAUGGUGCCGUCCUUCGUUUUUCCUAUAUCCGCCUUGCCAUUGACAUCGUCCGGAAAGGUCGAUCAUAACCUGCUAAGCCGUGCUGUCAAUGAUCUCACCGAUAGAAUUUUGAGUUCAUAUAGUUCCACUCAAGAUCUUGAUGAUAACUCCGCAGAAUGGACCGAGACCGAGACUUUGAUAUCGGAAGUCAUUUCGGAAACGCUUACUAUCGACAGAAAGGCGAUCAGCCGUUGGAUUUCGUUCGCUACCCUCGGCAUAGAUUCUAUAUCUGCGAUGUCCCUAGCUCGAAGACUCCAAGUGGUAUUUCAGAAGCGAAUUUCUUUGCCCGUUAUUUUAUCAAACCCAAGCGUUGGCAGGCUUGCUUCGGUCAUUAGUAAGGCUCCAUCUCCCAUAGUGGUUCAUCCUAAAGAGAGAAGUUGUAUCCUCCCAGAGUGGUUAGUUGAGGCGACCCGAAGCCGCUUCACUAAUCGGGGAUUUAAGGACGUGGAAAAUGUCCUUCCAUGUACUCCGUUGCAGGAAGCCAUGUUAUCGUCCAUAUCUCCAUCCAAGGUAGGAUCUUAUUGCAACCAGAUGCUUUUCCGACUCGGGUUGCCGUCCCAAACUAUGAGAAAGCACUGGGACAUGAUGUUUCAGCGACAUGGAAUACUACGAACGUGCUUUGUUACAACCGAGACUCCCCAACACCCGGUAGUUCAAGUAGUCUUGAAAUCCUACUUGUCUACUUGGGAGACAAUCAAGGUAGACAAGGACCAUUUACAAGAACAUAUUCUUAGGCACGGAAGCUCCCUUCCGUCUGCGCUCGACUCAGACCAGCCUCCCGUGUCGCUCGCGUUUUUUGUCCUAGAAGACGGCACCGAAUUUUUAUCUUUCGUUUGUCAUCACGCCGUUUAUGACGGUGUUUCAAUAAGAUACCUACUCUCAGAAGUUGAGGCGAUAUCUCGCGACGAGCAGCUACCGACUCCUUUAUCGUUCGAGCCGUUCCUCAGAGAAACCCUCUCUCUCCCUAUUGGGGCAGAUAGUUUCUGGGCAAACCACUUCACUUCUUUUUCUCCCUCCCACUUUGACGAAUUGCCACUCCAAAGCGACACCGAAUCGAAUGUAGUGUCCGGAAGCGCUUCUGGCAACUCGUUUUCCAUCGUUUCGAGACGACUCCGAGAUCUAGGCAUGUCACUGUUGCCAUUAUGCCAAGCGACUUGGUCUAUCACAUUAUCUUUGUUACAGGACAAUAACGACGUCUGCUUUGGAAACGUUGUGAGUGGACGCUCUACUGAUUUAGACCAUAUCGAUACCCUGGUGGCGCCAUGCUUUAACACCAUACCUAUCCGAAUAAAACUUUCCGGUAUGAAACUUCUACAUCAGGUUAUGAAAAAGUUUCAACAGCUCAAUACCGAUAUCAUGCCAUAUCAAUUUACUAGUCUACGAAGGAUACAAUCACAACUUCCGGUAUCGCGACUUUUUGACACCGUACUCCUUCUUCAACCACAGUCCCAGCCCCUGGACGAAAAUAUAUGGUGCCUAGUACAGGAAAACGGCGCAAUGGAUGUACCUCUUGUGUGCGAGAUCAUCCCUCUACCGGAACAAGAUGUCCUAACAUUACAAUUACAUCGAGAUCCAUCGAUAUUUACCCACCAAACAUUGAUACGUAUUUUAGAUAUAUUUCGGUUCGUUUUCGAUGCUUGCUUAGAACACCCAUCUUCGCACCUAUUCACAGUACCAAAACUACCUGCUCGAUGGCAGCACGACAUCGCUCAAAUAUCUCUAACGCACGAAACGCCCCAAACGGAUGCCUAUGCUGCGAUACAAGAACAGUCGAAAAGCAACCAUGGCUGGACCCAAACUGAGACGAGAAUUCGUUCUGUAUUAUCUAGGUUAGUCAAGACUCCGGAAGACGAAAUAAGACGUCACACGUCGAUAUAUCGCUAUGGCCUGGAUAGUAUUGGGGCUGUCCAGUUAGCCAAUCUUCUCCGCCGAGAGUCGUUUUCCGUUUCGGCAGUAGACGUAAUCGAAAACCCGACAUGCGCCGGCAUCGCUUCUCGUAUGACGAGUAAAGGAAAUGACACACAGCGUUUCGUUUAUAACUUUGAUGCUUUCCAGGAUGCCGUUACGGGCGAUAUGAACAAUAUCCCUAAGUCAACUAAACGUUAUGAAGCGUUGCUACCAUGCACGCCGACUCAACAAGGCAUGAUUUCGCAAUUCCUUAGCUCUAAGGGAGCGCAUUAUUUUAAUUUCUUAAGUGUAACCUUGAAGCCUGAUCUUGACCCUCAGCAAGUUGUUAGCGCAUGGGUUCGUCUUGCAAGCCGCCACCACAUACUCCGUACUGGAUUCAUAACGGUCAACCAUCAGGAUACCUCUUACGCAAUGAUAGUUUACCCCAACGCGGACUUUGCGACCCCAGUAUCGAUUCUUUAUCAGCCUAAUGCGUUCAAUGAUUCCGAGUGGCGCGCAGAGGCUACUUCGGGGGCAUUGGAUGCUCUCUCGAACCCUCCCUGGCAAGUAGUUAUUGUCGACCACAUGCAUAGCCCGUCAACGAUGCAUAUUGCGAUGCAUCAUGCGUUAUAUGACGAGAGGUCUCUGCAGAGGUUGCUAUGGGAGCUAACAGGUGUCCUUUCUGGCAAUAUAGAAGAGGAGGAGCCCUCACCAAUUCGACCGGCCCUCUCUGCGUGUCUCGACCCCGUACAUUCCCAGCCCACUUCGGAAGCCUUUUGGAAAGGGAAAGCUGAGGAUCUCGUAAUUAACAAAUUCCCACCGAUGACGCCGUUUUAUGUUACCGACCGGGUUGAGUCUACUGUAUCUAAGACGUGCGAUUCAUCUUCCGAAAAUCUUCGUCACAAUGCUGCCAAAGCUGGUGUCACCAUUCGAGCCGCCUUGCAGGCAGCCUGGACCCGUGUACUGUCUGCUUAUCUCGGAGAAGUCUGUAUUUGCUUUGGAAUCGUUCUAAACGGGCGAAAUACAAAGGAAGAGCAGGACGUAAUAUUCCCGAUGGUGACAACUUUGCCUAUUCUCGCGUGUAACUCGAACUCAAACAGCGAGCUUCUCGAAUACAUGAUGCGAUACAACACGGAUAUGCGCCGAUACGAACGGACUCCCCUUCCCAAAGUGCAGCGAUGGCUCAAUCGGCCUAACGUCCAGCUUUUUGACACGAUUAUAGGUUACCAGACUGAAGAUGUAUUGAAAAAUAAUUUUCCGUGGGAGACGCUAUACGAGACUGCAUCACUCGAGUACGUGGCCGCUCUGGAAAUCGUCGAGACGAUAUCAGACAGGCUACGACUAAAUUUAACGUACGACUCCCGGGUAUUGCCACCAGAACAGGCACGUAUUCUUCUACAACAGUUCGACGCGGUGUUUCUCGACCUCCUAGCAAAUCCUCGAGGCUGCGCUGACGAGCUUCCUCACCGCGUGCCCGACCUCUUCUCUAUUCUCCCCGCGCGCUGCCCGGAACUUCCGUCUUCCGCAGAACUCCUUCAUCAGCUUGUGGAACAGACUGCCCGACGCAUACCUUCUGCGACCGCUCUAGAGUUCGUCGAGGGUUUAGGCAGCCCGAUCCGUCGACGAUCCUGGACCUAUUGCGAAUUGAACGAGAUGGGCAACCGUGUGGCCAACAUGCUUUUGCGUCACGAAACGCCGCCGGGAAGCAUCGUCGCGACGUGCUUCGACAAGUGUCCGGAGGCUUACUUUUCGAUUCUCGGAAUUCUUAAAGCGGGGUGCGGAUUUCUAUCCCUUGAUCCUGGCGCCCCGGCGUCCCGGCUCGAGUUUAUCCUAGGUGACUCGGCAGCUACGUGUUUGCUAAUUGGGCCGGGGCUAAGCGAUUCUUUACGACUAAAUACGACUACGCCAACAUAUAUCAUUAAUGAGCGUGGGCUCUCGGAUUUCCCGGCUUCGUACCAGGGCACGUCCCAGAUAUCUUCGUCGGAUACGUGUUACUGUCUUUAUACGAGCGGUACGACUGGCACCCCGAAGGGUUGCCUGAUCAGCCACGAUAAUGCCGUUCAGGCCAUGCUUGCCUUUGAACAGCUUUUUUCAGGGCAUUGGGACGCGCGCUCAAGAUGGUUACAGUUCGCUUCGUUUCAUUUUGACGUGUCGGUAUUAGAGCAGUAUUGGUCGUGGUUUGUCGGUAUCACUCUCGUUGCGGCGCCGAAGGAUCUUAUGCUUAGCGACAUAAUAGCGACCAUAUCAAUUUUGGAAAUCACCCACAUCGACCUUACCCCGAGCCUCGCGAGACUCGUUCACCCUGAAGAGGUCCCAAGCCUAUGCAGGGGUGUAUUUAUUACCGGAGGAGAACAGCUUCGUCAAGAGAUCUUACAAGUGUGGGGGCCCAAGAAGGUCAUCUAUAAUGCAUAUGGUCCCACAGAGGCCACGAUCGGAGUCACGAUGUUCCAAAGAGUACCCGCGAAUGGAAGAUCGACAAACAUUGGAACUCAAUUUCCUAACGUAGGCACGUAUGUAUUAGAACCCGGUACCGAAACCCCGAUCCUUAGAGGUGGUGUUGGGGAGCUGUGUGUGUCUGGGAGAUUGGUUGGUAAAGGAUACCUGAACAGAAAAGACCUUACCAAGGAGCGUUUUCCAGUUCUGGGGAAGUAUAAAGACCGCGUAUACCGCACGGGAGACCUUGUCCGUGUCCUUCAUAAUGGCUCAUUUGAUUUCUUAGGUCGCGCCGACGACCAAGUCAAGCUACGCGGCCAGAGGCUCGAGAUCGGCGAGAUAAACCACGCUAUCAAAACUGAUCUCUCUAACCGGUUGGCGGAUGUAGCUACUUUCGUUACGAGGCACCUUGGACAGGAGAGAGACCUCCUUGUUUCGUUCUUAGCCCCUAUCGACUGUCCACCCGGGCCCCUGGGUCUGUAUAUUUGCUCUGACCAUCAUUCCCUUGAAAUAUCCCGGGCGGCACUCGAAGCGUGUAGAGGCCGCCUUCCCGGGUACAUGGUCCCCUCCUAUGUCCUAUGCGUGCCAUUCAUCCCUCUGUCAGCAAAUAAUAAAGCAGACAUCAAGCGUCUGAAAUCUCUCUUUGCCGAAUUACCCCACAACCGUUUACGGAGUCUUACAGCGGGUUCCACCACGUCCCACAGAGCACUCGACGAGAAGGAAUGUCUAAUAUCGUUAGCGAUCUCGAAUAUUACGGGAAUCGGAGAUACGGAAAUCCUCCCUUCGUCAUCAAUUUUCGAACUCGGAAUUGACUCGAUAAAUGUGGCGCGUUUAGCCUUCAUCUUGCAAUCUAAGGGCUUCGCCCGCGCGAGCGCUUCCCUCAUUUUACGCUGUCCCCAAAUAGACCGUCUCUCUCAAGCUCUACAAAAGUCUCACCCUAUAUCCGUCAAUAGACAGGCCCUACAAGUCGAUCAGUCAAUUCGCGCAUAUUACCAUAGGCAUAUCGGCAUGGCUUGUAGGAUGCUAGGGAUAAACAAGGCGGAUGUGGAUUAUAUAGCACCGUGUACACCUCUUCAGGAGGGGAUGGUCACGAGAUCGAGAACGGCUGAGGAUCGGUCGAUUUAUUUCAAUCAAUUCCAGAUCGAGCUAGACACGAAUGUAUCUAUAGGGGACCUCAAGCGAUGCUGGGAUAACAUAUUCGAAGAAUGCGCUAUAUUGAGAACAGCUUUUCUCCCGACUGCUGACGGUUAUAUUCAAGUAGCCGCCAAGCGAAAGGCAAUCCCUUGGUUUGAGAUUAGCGUAGGAGGAAAGGGGAUCGAAGACUUCGCAUUACGACGCCGGGAACUUUGGGUUAUCUCAAAUCAAAACAUCUUACGGAAUUCUGUUGAAAUCGAUCACUUCGAGUACCAUGGAAGACAAAUCCUUCUACUCCGGCUCUUCCAUGCUGUUUACGACGGUCAUAGCUUCGAGCUUUUACUUCGAAUAAUCAGCUCUAAAUAUCGCAAGGAACUUCCUACCCGCGCCCCCAAAUUCCUUGACGUGCUAUCCCGCGGACCACUACUCAGGCAUGGCCAAUAUAGAACGUUCUGGGAGGACGUUUUCAGGGAUCAUAUAUUCCGGCCACUACCAACCCUAGGAACCAAGCUCGGUGCGUCAGAUGUCUCUAUUUCUCGGGUCUUUCGCGUACGCGGCCUAGAAGCUCGACGUAUAGCUCUUAGAGUAACACACCAAACCAUGCUGCAGGCUGCGUGGCUAGUUACGUUGAGUCAGCGCAUCGGGUUUGUUCCGACUAUCGGCGUCGUCUUCUCUGGGAGGUCUCUAGUUCUUGAAGGUAUCGAAGAUGUGAUUGGCCCCGUUUUUAACACGCUCCCCUUUCAAAUACAUUCCGGGUAUACUACAUGGGUAUCGCUUGUUCGGGGUAUACAGGAGUACAACGCUUCUGUUCUCGAGUGUGUGCAUACGCCGCUUCGGGAUAUUCAGAAAUGGUGCUCGAAUGGCCAGCCUUUAUUUGACACCCUCUUGGCCUUCGAUCGGGAAGACGUAUUCCCGAGAGAAGAAGCGCCGUUAUGGACAUCCGUUCGUUCAACGGGAUCACUAGACUACCCCCUCGCGCUUGAGAUGGUUCUAUCGCGAGACUUAUCUCUGGCGGUUAACGCCGCCGCGAAGAGCAGUGUUGCUACCGAGGACGCAGUUCGUCUAUUAUUAGACGAGCUGGGCCGGACCUUAGGAGAUCUCGCUAGCUCGAAUAACGAUACGCUGCUUCCCAGCGGUCCUAUAUCAACGAAUUACUCGGUGGCCUUUCAGGAAGAAUAUCACGCGAAAGAUUUACACAUUUUAAACGCGUCGACUGUGGAUAGAAUGGAAUUUUUCCGAGAUGACAAAGCGCGAAAGGUUCGACGCGAGGUCGCUUACUUAGCUGACUUGGCUGACGAGGACAUCCUUGAGAACACGAGCCUCCUCGAGCUAGGUUUUGAUAGCAUCGACGCCAUCAAACUCGCCACGAGGCUCAAGAGACUUGAACUUCACAUCACGGUUGGCGAGAUUAUGAAAAGCCCAAGCAUACGCAGCAUUGUCCAGUCAUGUCGUGCUGCCGAUUCCAACGGUACCGAUGAUCAAGAUGGAAUGAUUCGUCUAAUGAGCUCGACCACCUCUUUAAGGGAAUACCUGGUACGAGAUGGCCGGAACCUUCACGAUGUUGUAGCCAUCUUACCGCCGACGCCGCUACAGGACUCUAUGGUCGCGGAUAUGCUCUUAUCUAGCUUCCAUCGUUACUUCAACCAUGACGUCCUAGAGAUCUCUCCAAGCGUAGACGUUGAUCGGCUAAGGUCAGCCUGGGCUAUCGUUUAUGCCAACUCCCCGAUCCUACGCACUUCGUUCGCUGUCGUCGAUGAUCCGAGCAGUAAAACCGCAUUCUGUCAGAUCGUCCGAGAAGAACCCCUCGAGGUUGAUUCGGCCGUGAAGCUUACCAGCCUAGACGACAUUCCAAUGGUUAUCGGCAAGGCCCGAGAUAGAGCAGCGGUGGCCGAUGGAUCAUCAGGUUUAUUCCAACUAACGCUUGUGAAAACGCCGGCGAAUCGCUAUUUAGUCAUAUCCGUUGCCCAUGCUCUAUACGAUGGGUGGUCGCUUGAAUUGCUCCAUGAUGAUGUGCUAGCCGCAUAUGAAGGCCGUUAUUGUGCUCGAAGAGGAUACGAGCCGUACCUUUCCCACCUCCUUUUCAGUUCUACAACAGCUGGCGAGAGCUUUUGGGCUGACUAUCUAGAUGGUGUCCAUCCAACAUUACUUCAGCUAGCUACGAGACCGCUCAAAAACCGCGAUCCAAUUAUAUAUCGGUCGGAAUUAGUGUCGGCGUUAAACCCUCUUGAUUUGAAAGCGCUAUGCCAAAGAUAUCGCGUCACUCCUCAGGUCUUGGCUCAAGGAUGCUGGGCACCGGUGCUUGCUUCAAUUACCGAGUCUCUCGAUGUUGUAUUUGGUGUAGUCCUGUCAGGAAGGGACACGGACGAAGCUCAAGGUCUACUUUUUCCGACCAUGAAUACCGUACCAUUGCGGGUCGUCCUUCACGGAACAGUCACCGAAUAUUUCAACUAUUUACAAGCUACCAUGUCGGACAUCAUAGGCUUCCAACACUUUCCAUUGCGCGAAGUGCAAAAGAUGGCUAAUUCUACGGGGGGGCCGCUAUUCAAUAGUCUUUUCCUCUUGCAGAACGUCAAGAAACCUAGCGUCAGAGCCGAUCCCCCCAUUUACAAAUCUGUUUAUACGUCAUCAGCUGUGGAAUACCCUUUAUGCAUCGAAUUGGAAAUCUCGGAAACCACGGUUCUAUGGCGCGUAGCCAGUGACGAACGUUACGCAUCACUUAGCGACGCUCAACAAAUCCUAAAGGAUAUCGACCAGAUCAUAUGUUACUUUUCUGAAAACCAUGCAGAUAUCCUUGAGUUUGACCAGGCUUCCGAGCAGGUAUCUGUCUGUGGUCUCAAGUAUUUUAAUUUGACCAACAUCGUCGACAAUAAAGUGGGAGUAGCGCCAACGGAUGCCCCGUCGUUCGACCCCCACUCUCUCAGCUUAGAGUCGCCUGUACUUGAUAUCUUAUCGGAGCUAUCAGGAGUAGACAAAGACAACAUCGACUCCAAUCAUUCCAUCUAUCACCUUGGUCUCGAUUCUAUAAGUGCUAUCAAGGCAUCAUCUAUGCUUCGAAAACGCGGUCUCGAGAUAUCCGUACGGGAUAUGCUAAAAGCAGCGUCGAUUCGCGAAAUUGUGAACAAGAGAACCGGACGCGCCCAUAGCGCUGUAGUUUCCCCCCAAGAUGCGCCUCUGCAGUUAGAUAAGCUCUUUGGUUUGGCUGAAAUGAAGAGAAUGCUCGAGGCUGCCGGGGUGGGUCAAGACGAAGUAGAGUCUGUCCUACCAGCCCUACCGGUGCAAGUACAUAUGUUAAGCACUUGGCAAAAUACAGACGGACUUCUCUUCUUCCCACAGUUUAAGUACCGUAUGACUGGCAAAAUAAACUAUGAGAUAGUCACGAAUGCUUGGUCUAAACUAGUGGCCGAGAAUCCACUACUUAGAGCGCACUUUGCUGCUACCAAGUCGGAAGAAAUCCCCUUUGUCCAAAUCAUAAAGAAAUCGAGGCCGAUAGAUUCUACACGGCAGAUUUCGCCGGAGCCUAAGCAAACUAAAUGGACCUACAAGGACGCCGCGACGCCUUUCAUCUCUAUCUGCAUUGAUAAUUCGCACCUAGAAGGAACAUAUCUAUAUCUUCGCAUCCACCAUGCCUUAUACGACGGUAUCAGCCUCUCUUCAAUAAUAAGUCGCUUCUCAGAAUUGUGCGACAAUAUUACGGCUCCGUCUCCUGAACCUUGCUAUGCCAGGUGGUAUGAUUUCGUCUCGAACCAUUAUUCACCUAAGGUCCGGCGACAAAGACAAGAUUUCUGGUCUUCCUAUCUUCGAUCUAUAAACCUGGUGCAUCUAUCAGCUCUACUAGGGCCAAUAACAGCUGGCCAAAGGCUUCAGCAAGUUAGACAGCUGAGGCGCGGCGCCAAAAAGGGCGUAUCUAAUCUCAAGGCAAAAUGUUCGACCUACGGAAUAACACUACAGGCACUCUUCUUUGCAGCAUAUUCCAAGACGCUGGCAGGUUUGCAUCGCUCCAACGAGUUAAGCGAGCUCAACCAGGACGUCGUAUUUGGCAUAUAUCUUGCAAAUCGAACGAGCUUUAGUGGUCUCGAAGAAGCUGCCUUUCCAACGUUAAAUAUUCUACCUCUGCUAGUCAGAAAACCACUAGCUCGAUCGGUUGUCGGAUUGGCCAUUGAUGUUCAGAAGGAUAUCCUCGAAAUUGGCAAAUUUGAGAAUGCUAGCGUAGGCCUAUGGGAAAUAUACGAUCAAACCAGGAUUCAAAUUGAGAGUUCCGUUAACUUUCUCCCUGCUUUGGAGGAUUCGAUAACCGCAUACACGAACCGCAAUGUUACAAUGACAGAGACGACUGGUCAGCCAGAACCGGCCCCUGACAGCAACAAACCACUACAGAGCCUUGCACAGCCGAGUGCGGGCUUUACGUUGCAGAAUAAAGUGAGGAAGGCGUUUCUACAUACGAUAGACGUCGAAGUAGCAAUUAGUGGCGAUGCCAUGGAUAUCGGUGUCUUUUGCCCACCUUCCUUCUCGGAAUCUGAUGCCGCGGGCUUGAUCGACGAUCUCGUCAUCGCACUAGAGGCCGUAUAUUAG
This is a messenger RNA of Annulohypoxylon maeteangense, 14733 nucleotides long. RefSeq lists its product as uncharacterized. The transcript has 6 exons. NCBI's taxonomy places the organism in Eukaryota, Fungi, Ascomycota, Sordariomycetes, Xylariales, Hypoxylaceae. Gene Ontology annotation, molecular function: catalytic activity; phosphopantetheine binding. The record is from RefSeq and is a predicted model, not a curated record. Gene Ontology annotation, biological process: secondary metabolite biosynthetic process; amino acid activation for nonribosomal peptide biosynthetic process. Gene Ontology annotation, cellular component: cytoplasm. Bases 1 to 14733 code for a protein of 4910 amino acids.